AUGGGGGGCAAAUCCGCUAACAAGGCCGGCUACUUCGACAAGCUCAAGGGCUUGCUCGAGGAGUACAAGUCCAUCUUCAUCGUCGGCGUCGACAAUGUCUCGUCUCAGCAGAUGCACGAGAUUCGCCACGCCCUCCGUGGCGAGGCCGUCGUCCUGAUGGGCAAGAACACCAUGGUUCGCCGUGCCCUCAAGACCUUCAUCCCCGACUCUCCCGAGUACGAGCGUCUCCUGCCUUACGUCAAGGGCAACGUUGGAUUCGUCUUCACCAACAGCGACCUGAAGUCCAUCCGUGACAAGAUCCUGGAGAACAAGGUCGCCGCCCCUGCCCGUGCCGGUGCCCUCGCCCCCGCCGAUGUGUGGGUCCCCGCUGGCAACACCGGUAUGGAGCCCGGCAAGACCUCUUUCUUCCAGGCUCUCGGUGUCCCCACCAAGAUCGCCCGUGGUACCAUUGAAAUCACGGCCGACCUGAAGCUCGUCGAGGCCGGCACCAAGGUCGGUCCCUCUGAGGCCACCCUGCUCAACUUGCUCAACAUCUCCCCCUUCACCUACGGUCUGGGCAUCGAGCAGGUCUACGACCAGGGCAACACCUUCCCCCCGGAGGUCCUGGACGUCGGCGAGGAGCAGCUCCUGAAGGCCUUCGGCAGCGCCAUCAGCACCGUUGCCUCGGUCUCCCUGGCCAUCGGUUACCCCACCCUGCCCUCCGUUGUGCACUCUUUCGUCAACGGCUACAAGAAGGUCAUCUCCGUCGCCAUCGAGACCGACUUCUCCUGGCCCGAGAUCGACGAGCUCAAGGACCGCAUCGCCAACCCCGAUGCUUAUGCCGCCGCCGCCCCUGCCGCUGGCGCCGCCGACUCUGGUGCCGCCGCUCCCGCUGCUGAGGAGAAGAAGGAGGAGGAAGAGGAGGAGGAGGAUGACGACAUGGGCUUCGGUCUCUUCGACUAA
Messenger RNA from Diaporthe citri, 942 nucleotides. RefSeq lists its product as uncharacterized. The transcript has 2 exons. The record is from RefSeq and is a predicted model, not a curated record. NCBI's taxonomy places the organism in Eukaryota, Fungi, Ascomycota, Sordariomycetes, Diaporthales, Diaporthaceae. Gene Ontology annotation, cellular component: cytosolic large ribosomal subunit. Gene Ontology annotation, molecular function: large ribosomal subunit rRNA binding; structural constituent of ribosome. Gene Ontology annotation, biological process: cytoplasmic translation; ribosome biogenesis; ribosomal large subunit assembly. Bases 1 to 942 code for a protein of 313 amino acids.